Molecule: messenger RNA, 2570 nt
Organism: Planococcus citri (citrus mealybug)
Lineage: Eukaryota; Metazoa; Arthropoda; Insecta; Hemiptera; Pseudococcidae
Gene: Vps51
Product: vacuolar protein sorting 51
Exons: 14
Coding region: 176-2386 (736 amino acids)
Biological process (GO): lysosomal transport; Golgi vesicle transport; retrograde transport, endosome to Golgi
Cellular component (GO): GARP complex; EARP complex; membrane
Source: RefSeq, a predicted model, not a curated record
UGAUGAUUGAAAAAAAAAUUUGUCACAACAAUUUUAUUUUUUUAUUCAUGUUCAUCAAUGAUUUCUUCAAUUUAAAUUUUAAAUAUUAUGAUUAGAAUCGUUGAAAAACAUCAGUCUGUGAAAAUGAGCUAUCCAUACUUCCUUCUUUUGAAUUAAUUAGUCCCAAUUGCUCCUAAUGAUGGAUAAUUCCAGCUGUUACAAUAUCAACGAUCCAAAUUUCAACGUAGACCUCUAUUAUAAGAAACUGCUCAAAGAAUGCAGCCUAAAACAGUUGAUGGAUAAAGAAAAUGAGAUCGUGAGAGCUGCUUCAACACUACAUUCGGAUAUGCAGACGUUGGUGUAUGAAAACUACAAUAAAUUUAUCUCAGCUACUGAAACCAUCAAGAAGAUGAAAACUGAUUUUAAGAAAAUGGAGAACGAGAUGGAAUUGUUGACAACUAAUAUGAACUCGAUAACAUCUUUCUCUGAUCAAAUAUCUUCUACGUUACAAGGUACUCGAAAACAAGUUUCUGAUCUAUGUUCCAAACACGAUAUGCUGAAAAGACUCCAGUUUCUUUUCAAAUUGCCCAAUCAAUUGAAAAAUCAAGUUCAAGAGAAUAAUUUCAGAAAAGCAGUAGAAGAUUAUAAGCAAGCUCAACAAGUCCUUAUUCAAUAUGGAGAUUUAGAUUCGUUCAGAGGUAUUAGAGAAGACUGCGAUAAAACUGUGAUUGAAUUACGAACCAAACUACAUCGAAAAUUGACUUCGUCGGAUGUUUCUACCAAAGAAUUGACAAAUUGUGUACAACUUCUGAUGGAAUUAGACGAGCCUAUUGAAGAUCUAUCUUCGGAAUUUUUAGAACAGGCGAAUAUCCGUCUUAAAAAACAUUUGGAUGAUUUGGGACAGUUUUCAGAUUGCCAAGACAUGCUAGAAUUUGUAGAUUCAGGAAGCAGCGGAUUCUUGAAUGAAUUAUGUAUCACUGUUGCCACGUAUAACGAUUUAUUCUUGAAAAAUUGUUCUUUUGAAGAUAUAUCUAAAAUUCUAACAACAAAAUGUGACGAUGUCGUUGCUGAAAACAUGGAUCAGUAUUUUGUAGUAAUUCAAAAUCGAAUUGAAUCCGAAAAAGAGGCAGAUGAUAGUGCUAUUAUUGUUAAAGCACUGGAUAAAUUCUGUAGAAAAUUGCAAACUGCGAACGUGCUCACUCCACAUUCCAAUUUCGCCUCCGCUGGAACGGAAAUCGUUAUUAAAGCAGCUAGAAGGCAAUGCAGAUUGCAUCUGAAUGCUUUAAAGAUUUAUUUCAGCGAAUCGAUAGCUAAUGUUAAGCAAACCUUGGCUACAUCUAAAUCAUUACUAGCCCCUAAUGUAAAAACAGAAUCGAAUUCGUCUUCGGAAAGGACCUACGAGAGCCUUUUUUCAGAAUUUUUGACAUGCUUGGUGACCAACGUGAUUGAAAAAAUCAAAGGCAUUUUACAAGAUUUAAUGGUUUUCUUGCAACCGGAAUUAUUAUUUUCGUCGAAGAAUAAUUUUAGAGAAUCAUUCUGCGUUGAUAGUGUCAGAGAAGGUUUGGUCGUUAGUUUUUUACAUCAUUUAAUCGCUACGAUAAAUUCAUUCACAGAAACUGCUAUCCCCCAACAAUUAUUAUUCAUCUUGAGUAAAGUUAGUUUGCAGUAUCACUCGCAAGCAAUUCAUUCAUUGCUCGAUCUAGUCGAUAAAUGGUUCCAUAUCGAUGAAUUCUACAAAACUGUGCAACUCAGCACGGAAACCGAACUAUGUACAGAGAUGUACGCUGUUGCUCAGCGUUUAAUUAACCAUUUUGUAAAAAUGCAAGGCUUAUCUAUAUCUCAAAUGUUACGUAAAUCAGUCGAAACUAGAGAUUGGCUACAUGGCAUGGAGCCCAGAAUGGUUCGACCUGUAAUGAAACGAGUUAUCGAAGAACUAACUAAUACAGAUGCGCAGGUUGGUGUACUUUUUGAAGAAGGCGCAAAAGCUGACCGAAGCAGCGAUUCUAGUCGUAAAACGCAAUCUAGACAUCAUCGCAGCAUAAGUAACUGGUCAUCGUAUACGCCGGCAUCGACGCAUUCCAUUAACGUUAUAAAUAAAUUGUUCUCAGAGCGUAUCGAUAUCUUCGCCCCUGUUCAGUUUUCCAAAGUAUCCAUAAUGACUGGAAUAAUUAAAAUAAGUUUGAAGACAUUACUGGAAUGCGUUCGUUUGAAAACAUUUAGCAGAUAUGGUCUACAACAAGUUCAAGUUGAUACUCAUUAUCUGCAGUUAUAUCUGUGGCGAUUCUUGCACGAUGAGAACUUGAUUAAUUUCUUGCUGGAUGAUAUUUUGGGAAGUGCUGUUCAAAGAUGUCUCGAUCCAGUUUUGAUGGAACCUAGCGUAAUUGAGAUCAUAUGCGAAAGGGGUUAAAUUUCAACGCGUUGAAAACGUAUCGCAUACCUUUAAACUUCGUUAUUUAUUGUGAUUAUUUUUUUAAUGAGAUAAUAUUGUCUUAAAUUUUGUUAGAUUGAGAUUUGAAAUGAAAUGAGUAUGUGAUUAAAAGAAUAAGAUUUCAUAAGUAUUAUAUUGGUGCAAUAAAUAGGUAAUUCACAUU